Mya arenaria is the source of this 4043-nucleotide messenger RNA. RefSeq lists its product as uncharacterized. The record is from RefSeq and is a predicted model, not a curated record. Bases 247 to 1146 code for a protein of 299 amino acids. Lineage: Eukaryota; Metazoa; Mollusca; Bivalvia; Myida; Myidae. The transcript is spliced from 3 exons.
AAAUAUUGUGUUUAAUAAAUUGAAAGCAUUAUUUGUUCUUAACAGGAAGUGUCACUGUUUGUCUGUGCUCUUGAACACGAAACCUUACGGGUAUCCGGAAGUAUUUUUUCGGAUAUUAAUAUGUUACUUCCAAAUAUAAGACGUGUAUACAAUUACGAUGUCGGGUUAAAAAGCCCAAUUACAGAAAACCACUUAACCACUAGGCCACGGAGACGGUUAGCGCAGUAGUUAUCUUGCUUCUCGUCAAUGCCACCCGUGUUGGAAUCCCGGCCAAGGCGCAUGGCAUAUCCGUCUCUGAAUUUGAUGAUUCAAGUUAAUGCCCCGAAGAAUGAAGUUCAGGUCGUGUUGCCUGGAUUGAGAUACGAUGACAUAGACCACACCGGUCAGCCAAAUAUGGUCAGGAUGUUUGACAUAAUGAGUCACGUCGAAACUGCGGCCUUUGGAAACAACCCAUCAUUUCUCGACUACAUCGGCAUGCGCCAGCAGAAUCUCCGAGUUUUCAUCAAAGCAUGCGUAAUGGAGAUUGACAGUCUCUUCUAUGAAACUACAACCCCUAAAGCUCCCCUAGAUUCCCGAGUCACUCUGGCCAAUGUCGGAAACAGGACGUUCACAACCCUUAAUGAGCUUUACUGCAGUGGAAAACUCAAACCUUCAAUUCGUACACGAAGUGUUUAUGCAGUGGUCAACAAAAAGACCGGCAAAAUUGAAGAAUUACCGGAAUGGUGGAAAUCUCGCUUUGUGCCUCUUCAGUCAAAACCCAACUCAAAACUAAUAGUGGACUCUGAGCAGAAGCGUGACACGAUUCACAGUAAAACCUUUAUGGUUCCUUUAAACGAUACAGAUCAUAAUGAACGUACAAGAUGCGCAUCGUACCUCAGAUAUUUCACAGAAAAUAUAAGUAUUGCCUCCAGAAAUGAGGCCUUGGAACACAUCAAGUCAUCUUUCCAUGAGUUUCACAUAAAGAAACUGGAAAUGUUGUAUUAUGGGGCAACAGGAUGGGGUGAUACGUUGACCUCAGAAACAUGGCAGACAGAUAAUCCCCUGCAGAUUAACUGCCAGGUUAGUAAAGAGGGGAUACCAAUGUGGUUUGGGAAAUUGGAGCUGCAUGAAAAAGUCUUUGGACUUCCUGAACUGGAAACAAAAUGAAGGAAUCAACCUUGGUAGAAGUUGGCUUUGUGACCUUGGCAGAAGUUUAUUUUGUGACCUUGGUAGAAGUUGGCUUUGUGACCUUGGCAGAAGUUUAUUUUGUGACCUUGGUAGAAGUUGGCUUUGUGACCUUGGUAGAAGUUGACUUUGUGACCUUGGUUGAAGUUUAUUUUGUGACCUUGACAGAAGUUUAUUUUGUGACCUUUGUAGAAGUUGGCAUAUGACCUUGGUUAAUGUUGGCUUUGUGGCAUUAAAAAAAGAUUUUUGUGACCUAGGCAAAAGUUGAUUUUAGAGGUACAAAUAAGAUAUUGAUAACUAGAAAGUGUGAGUUCAUGUUUUAGCCAUAUCAGUUAAUGAAAUCAUGGUUUCCAAUACAUAUAUAAUGAGCGUUUAUUUGUAAAAAAUAUACCUCAUAGUUAUAUAUACAUUUUUUCUUUGCUGUGAGCGAUAAUUAUUAUGGUUAUUCAUUAUUUUGAUAUUCUAGUUUUUGUUCUUUUGUCUUACCGGUAACCUGUAUUUUUGAAAACUUUAUAGAAAUUGUAAUAAGGACAAUUUUUCAACAAGAGUACCUGCAUAAAUUAUGGAAAACUAAAACUUUUUAACCGGAUUGUAAUUAUUUAAGCAACAUUUAAGAUGUUAUAAAUUAUAAAUGAAAAAAAAAAUUCUGACAGCUAAUAUGAUAUUUAAAGUGCACAUGUAUCUCUGCAGCUCUUUAAAAGCUAUGCUUUAUAUAUAUAACCUUUAGGUGUCUUUGAAUAUGAUCAAACCCUGAAUAAAAUGAAUGCAUUUUUUUUGUUUAUGUGAUCUAAGAUCUGUUAAUUGGGUUAAUAUAGUUUAGUGUCAAAGAUCAAAUGACACAAGCCCACAAACCAGAAUUUCAAGCUGGGGCUCGUAAUAAAUCCUGGUUCAAGUAAAUGUUUGUAUUUGGGCUUGUGCGUUAUAACCUUACAAAAAUAUGAACAUGUAUGUGCUUGUUUAAGAAAAUUCAUUUACUUUAGAUUAUAAGUGUCGUAACCGCUAACCAAGGGAAUCCAGGAUUUGAACUCUUGACUAUGGAUUCUUUUUUAAGGUAUUGACAGUGUUCAAAAAUGCACAAGCCCUAAAUAUUGAACAUUUAUCAUACCAAGCACUUAAUAAGUGUAAGAAUUCAGAGUUUCAGCCUUAUUUGAUAGUCUGUAAUGAUAUGAAUUAAGGUCUGAUAAGUCAUAGCUAUAUAUAUUUUUAAUUUAAUUUAGCCAUUAGUCACCAGUAAAUAUCUCCCUGACACAGUCAGGCUGCAGUCUGUGUUUUGUAUAAGAUUUAGAUCAUAUAUAAAGAUAACAAAUUAAACAUGUAUUUACCUGUAGAUCUGUUUUUUGAUGCAAUUUCGUGAAAUAUGCGUUGAUUAUCCUUGACACCUUUUAAAAGAUCUAUUCAGGCAUGUAUGUCCUUGUUCACUGUAAGAAAUAUUUUCAGUAAUUUCCCAAUGGUUGUACACAUAACGUUAUUUAGUACUGAUGCACUCAAGAUGUAUAGUUCAGUUUAGGAGUUACAAUAUCAAUAUUUUCUAUUAAGGCAUUAUGUGGUGACCUAGGAAAGGUCAGUCUUACAUAGAGUUAUGGCCCAGUCAGUAAUCUGGUUAUGAUUUUGUUUGUAAUACUACUGUACAUUUAUCAAUGCUUAUAACAUGUAAUAACGGCUUGCUUGGUGCAUGAAGUUAUUUAUCAGAUUUGAAAAAGAGUCGUAUUGAUAAUCCUUUUUAUUCUCCACAUAUAAGGGCUAUUCCAGUAAAACAUAUUACCCACGGGGGGAAGGCAAUUUUUUAAAUAGUAUAUGGGUAGGUGUCUUUUUUGCUAAUUUGGGCCCUGAAAAGGUAAUAAAUUUGCUUCCGUAGGGGGACCAGGUGGUAUAUUUUAAAAGUGGCUUUCCCCUGGGGGUUAUAUGUUUAAAUGGGAUAGCCCUAAGGGUUUUCUAUUAUGUUUCAAGUCAUGUUCACAUUUAUAUCAAUUGAGUGUAAAAAUAAUGCAGUGCUAACUACCUAGCUUUUACAUGAAUUUAAUGUAGAAUUCAUAUAUACAUGUACGUAUCAAAUUUUUUUCUCAAAGUAUAGUUUAUAAUCUUCUGAUACUCAAUGUAUUCUUUUUCGAGGUAUUUAAAUGUUAAAUUAAUAGUUUUUAUUGAUUUUUCAUUUGUUUAAACUUCCUAAUUAUUUCACGUUACCUGCUGUAAACAAUAAAAUUAUGAUGACAGUCUAUUUCCAAAUUUUGCAUUUAUUUUGUUAAAUGCAUACUAAUAACAUUUAACUAUUGGCUACUGAUCAUCUAUGUACUGAUAAGCAAUAACUUGGCAGGUCUUAUACGGUUUGGAUUGAAAAAGGUAAAGGGUUUAUUUAUUAAAACCAUCAAAAUAUGCAUAUGAAAGUGCUUGCAUGUACGUGUAAUUAUACAUUUAUAUAUUAUAGUUCUCCCAUGGCGUUCAUUCAGAAUUCGAAACUGGAAGUACGAACCAUCAAUAUUGGAAGUUUUUCACAGAAAUUUGGAAGUUUAAGUUUCCCAAAUACUAUCAUUUUUUCCCAAUUUUUUCAGCUUCUAUGUUAAAAAUCAAAUAAUUUGCAACUAUAACUUGCCAAAUUCACAGAUUUAUAUUGUACUAUAGUCAUCUUAUUUUAUUUACCUCAAGUCUGAUUGAAAUUGUGACCAUAAAAGUAAUUUAUAUAUUUUGAACUUCUAAGCAUUCAACUUUGGAAGUUUUUCUUCAAAAUUAUGGAAGUUUAUGUACUUCCAAGGAAUCAAUUUUGGAAGUUUUAAAGUAAUAUACUUCCGAACUUCCUUUACGGAAGCCCUGGUUCUCCUGAAACCUGAGGGGGGACUAUUUGAAUCACAUUCAUGAAUUAUUUUGAAUAAAUAAUUAUAUGGACA